UCCGAGUAAAUCCAGGGAUUGAAAAGGAAGAUGGAUGUCCCAUCAUGCAGUGCGCCUGGAUUCUCCCAUCGUGACUAUCACAUCCAGAGAGUGAUGAUGGCGGCCGGUUAGAUCCACACGUAAACAGCGCCUUCGCAUAGCCGCAGUCGCCGAAGCUCUCCGGGGCAGCCAGCCUCGCUCACCGCGGCGGUGCCGAUCGCGUCGGUGGGGAUACGGGCGAUCUAUCGUCCCCUUUCGGCAAGCAUAAAUCUAAUUUUUAAACGGUCGUAGGAAAAAAAAAUCUACAUAAUAAUAACAAUAAUAAAACAUGGACGAGCACCCUGGCGGAGGAGGAGCGGCCGCUCAGCGACAGCCGCCGCAGCAGCAGGGCUGCAGCAGCAGCGGCGGCGGCGGUGCUAAUCCGUCGGCCGGAACGGUUAUGGUGCCGCAGCCGACCGACGACCUGCCCCGGCCCCAGCAGCAGUACACCAUCCCCGGGAUCCUGCACUACAUCCAGCACGAGUGGGCCCGGUUCGAAAUGGAGAGGGCUCACUGGGAGGUAGAGAGGGCUGAGCUCCAGGCCAGAAUAGCCUUCCUACAGGGGGAGAGGAAAGGCCAGGAGAACCUGAAGAACGACCUUGUUAGAAGAAUUAAAAUGUUAGAAUAUGCUUUAAAGCAGGAAAGAGCAAAGUAUCACAAGUUAAAAUACGGAACAGAGUUGAACCAAGGAGAGAUGAAGAUGCCAAGCUUUGAAUCGGACACCAAAGAGUCAGAGGUCUCUGCUGUUCCUGCCAACAGUCAGCUCACGUGGAAACAAGGACGGCAGCUACUCAGACAAUACCUUCAGGAAGUUGGGUACACGGACACAAUCCUGGACGUUCGGACCCAGAGGGUCCGCUCUCUGCUCGGACUGUCAGGAUCCGAGCAGAACGGAGCAGUAGAGAACAAAAACCUGCAGCACCUGAUCAAUGGAACAGAGCGCUGUAAAGACAGUAAGAGGAUUCCAAGUGACGAUCUAGAGACGUUCAACUUUCUAGAGAAUGCAGAAGAUAGCGAUGAGGACGAAGACGAAGAGGGAGACCUGAUGAAUGACAUCAGCACUGACAAGCACCACAGAGCCAAAAAACACAAGACCAGGGUUGGAAACGAAGGCCUAGCGACAGAGGACGAUGCGGAUACAGAGGAGGCCCUGAAGGAAUUCGACUUCCUGGUUACAGCCGAGGAUGGAGAAGGGGCCGGGGAAGCGCGUAGCUCUGGAGACGGAACAGAGUGGGCGGAGCCUCUACCAUUUCCUACUGCAGGGGGGAAGCCCUUCUUAUUAGGAGGUUCGGACGAUGUAUUGGAAAGUGUGCUGGGCUUGGGUGACCUUGCUGACCUUACUGUCACCAACGAUGAAGCGGACUUUGGCUAUAAUAUGUCAUCUAGUAAGGAGUCUUCAUUCAGGAAGACUUGGAACCCCAAGUACACGCUGCGGAGCCACUUUGACGGAGUGCGAGCUUUAGCAUUUCACCCCGUUGAGCCCUGUCUGGUCACCGUGUCUGAGGACCACACCCUCAAACUGUGGAACCUAACCAAGACCGUCUCUGCCAAAAAAAGUGCCUCUUUUGACGUGGAGCCCAUCUACACAUUCCGGGGUCACGUCGGUCCAGUGUUGUCGCUGGCAAUGACCUCCAGUGGCGAACAGUGUUUCAGUGGUGGCAUUGACUCUACUAUCCAGUGGUGGAACAUCCCCAGCUCUAACGUGGACCCCUACGACACCUAUGAUUCCAGCGUCCUGGCAGGUUCGUGGGGGGGGCACACCGACGCUGUGUGGGGAUUAGCUUACAGUGGCAUCAAGAACCGCCUCUUGUCCUGCUCCGCUGAUGGAACGGUGAAAUUAUGGAACCCCAUGGAGAAAGAGCCCUGCAUCAGCACAUUCAACUCCGACAACGAACACGGGAUCCCCACAUCCGUGGACUUCAACGGUUGUGACCCUGCCCACAUUGUGGUGUCCUUCAAUAACGGCGACAUUGCGGUUUAUGACCUGGAGACAUCCCAAGUGGUCCUGGUUCUGAAGGGACAAGGAGACAGCUCCCUCCUGACCCUGAACCAUAUUAAUAAAGUGGUGAGUCAUCCCACGCUGCCGGUUACGAUCAGCGCUCAUGAAGAUCGGCAUAUCAAAUUCUUCGAUAACAAGUCAGGUAAAUUGAUCCAUGCCAUGGUGGCUCAUCUAGAUGCGGUGACUAGUCUGUCUGUGGACCCUAAUGGCAUCUACCUAAUUUCUGGCAGUCACGACUGCUCCCUGCGUCUGUGGAACUUGGACAGUAAAACUUGCAUACAGGAGAUCACGGCUCACCGCAAGAAGAGCGAGGAAGCCAUCUACGACGUCACCUUUCACCCCUCUAAGGCCUACAUCGCCUCUGCCGGAGCGGACGCCCUCGCCAGAGUCUACGUGUAGAUGAGGAGAGAGAGAAGAAGAAGCAGACGACUGCAGGCCGAGAGACAGAGCAAAUCGGGCUAAUCUGGACACACGGCUAGGAUCCAGGUCUGUUCAGGUUCCUGAACACAGAAAUAUAUAUUAUAUGGAAGACUGGAAGUGGCAGGAUCUCCGUAAGAAGACUGCAAACCGUGCAUGCGAGUACUCCCUCAGAGGUGGGGGGUCUCCCUGCAUCCGAGCGAAGAGACUGAAACACUUUUCGACUGCAGAAACAAUGCGGAAGCAUUGUUUUGAACCUGCAGACACACAACAAGUAGCUCACAUUGUACUGUGAUGUCAUCCGAUCCCGUUUGCAGAGGGCGAAAUUAGCUCUGUUCACACCGUUCUCCUCCUCCCCCUCCCCUCAUCUUAUCGACAGUAACUGUUGUCUCCUCAUCCAGACGAGAGAAACGGAGCAACGUAAAGGAAAAAUCUCCCUCAAACUAGCAUUGCGCUCAGCGGUUUGGUGAUCUCCCUUCACCUCUUGAUGGCAGUGAUACAACGUCCACACAGGUUGAAGCUUUUCAUGCAUUCGCUCCACGCGCGCUUUGAUUUUUUUCUGUAAGCCAUCAACGUGUGCUGCAGCCACCGAUUGUCGGGUGGUUUACAUGUUUUUUGCCCAUAUUUUUGACUCCGUACAGUGGAUGCAUUUUGAUACGAGUGCACACACAAAACACGGUAGUGCACAAUAUAUCGAAUGGCGUUCACAGCUCUAAAAAAAAAUGCCAAUACAAAAUUGAUAUAUCCUGUUACAUUCAACCAUUUUUUUUUGUUAUUAAGGGCAGGGUAAAUUUAACAUUUCAUCCAGUCUGAUACAGAUGCAGGUACCUGUAAUUCUUUACCAAACGGUACCAUUUUUGGUACUUUACCCAUCUCUGUGGCUAAAUGAAAUGUCAGUAAUUAGUUCAUUAAGUGAAACAGUGCUCUGGUAUGUGGUGUCUGUAUUACCGAGGGAAAAAAAGAUCAAUGACAAAUGGUUUUUAUUUCACCAAAUAAAUAAUACAUUGAAAGAAAUUUUACAGUUUUAUACGCCAUCUGCUUAUCACAUGGCCAGUGAAGUGUAGAUUUUAAGUGUACAUGGUGUACAUAAGCGCACUGUGAAGACUUGCAGGCUUUGGAAAAGCUCCAGUUAGUCAUUGAGAUUUUUUUCUAUUUUCACAUACCCUCAAAAAAACAGCUCCGAGACGGUAACCGCACACGUGUAACUCACGGCCACGGCUGGUGGCUUUUGCUCUCUACAAAGCAGCUGCUAGCGCGUCGAACAGGUCGCUUGAUUUACCGCAGUUGUGCUUUUUUUCUUUUCUCAGGUAUGUGAAUUACACCCGGUGUUUAUUGCAGUAGUUUUGGGGCUUUUUUCUGGAGCACAUAAAGCAUGAGAGCACAACAGCUAGGUCACAUGAAGAUUCUGUGAGCAUGUCAAUCAUGAAACUGCCGCGUUGUUUUUUUUUUUGUUGUUGUUAUUGUUGUUUUUAGGUGUUCUGUAACUGUUCUGCCCGGUAGAAAUGCAAGUCAGGGAGGCUACCGCCCGUGGGACCCUAAUCAAGGAGCUUUUUGGUUUCAUUCGGCAGAGCUAAAUGAUUGGUGAGUAGGUUCUGCAGAAUUACUCUAUAAACACCUCCGGCUUCAAAUGACUUGUUCAGCGCUCGCCACGCGAGUUUGACGCGUUUUCUUUUGCCACAGUGAAAUUAACGUGAAACACAGAGAGGAAAUAUCUGAAGUUAAGUCGACCGAAUAGAGCAGGUUACAAGCAAUGUCCGCCCCAGAUUUUGAUUUAAUGUCGUUAUGUUUGUGUUAAACGUAAAUCCUGAAUCUGCAUGAGGCGGAUAUUGUACAAAGGAACGCUUUCACGGCAUCUAAGUAAGCAGUUCUGUUCUCCGAUAAGAUUCACAAAACGAAGGAUAAAUACCUUUUUUUUUUUUUCAUUGAUUUGUUUAGUUCCACCUCCUCACAUCAGUAAAAUCACAGGUAACAUUUUUAAAGACGUCACUAGACAUAAACCAGAGAAAUGUUAGUUCACCUGUAAGUAUAUUCAAAUUAGGGAAAGCAGAAAGUGGACUGAGGAUAAACAUCUGAGGGGGAUUUUUCCUUUGAACCCAGAGAAACAUUGUUUGAAUUCAGCCGAACAUCUGAUGUUUGAACUCACUGUGGUUUUUCAGCUUUUUUUUUUUAAAUAACUUAAAUCUUUACUAAAGUUUUAGGACAAAAAAACCAAAAGACACUUUUACAGACUUGUACAUGUUUAUAAAGAGGUUCUGAAAUAAAAAAAAAACAGGGCAAACUGCAGCUGUUGAGUGGGUAACCACAACGAUUUCAAUGUCAGAUAUUCUUUUAAUCUCUGAUGGUUUGGGUUGGUCCGAUGUUUGUCCCAACACCAGCGGAGAACCGGUCAAUAUUCUGCACCUCAGCUCUUCACGAGUCAACCAGAGUCCCGUCGUUUAAAGCCCGGUCAUACAAUAAUGCAGAGGGGUUCCUUAUUUAGAAUCGCUGUAGUUAUUUUUGUUGGUGUGAAAGAAAUUCUAGUUUUUAUAAACCUUUUUUACAAACGCCUCCUCUCUGAGGCUUAAGAGGACUUUGGGCCCUCUGGCCUGUCAAGUUUGCCAUCCCAGAUCCCGUCCGCUCCUCACACUGACCCAUUGAAACCGACGUUUUUGAAGAUUUCGAGUAAAGUGGAGAAACCAUGAGCACCGGAUUAGUAUACGGCUUCUAAAAUUCUUAACGCAGAAACCAGGUCUGUGACGUGAGAUCGUCAAUUCCCAUUGACGCUUUUCAAUAGGAAUCGUUUACUAAUGUACACAUUGGUAUGACAAACCUGCAUCCCAGUGCUCCAUUGUGAAUUUUUUUUUUUUCCUGUCAAAUGCUAAAAUGUAAACGGGAUUUUUUCAGAACAAAGAAACUGACGCUUUCUUUACUCGCUGCAAGCUAAUAUCUCAAUAUUAAUUUCUGCAUCUAACUUUAUUUUUGCGAAAACUGACAUCUGAUUAAAACGUAACUUUUUAUAACGUGGAGUAUUUGUGAUACAGAAAAAAUGGAGUAAUUUCAUACCUGAUAAAUGGUCAGAUAAUUGGCUUUGGAAGCCGGUGUGUGAGACCGGUCAGCCUGAGGCUCAGAGCGAGUCUCUCCUCACGGCUUUAGGCUCCUCUUCGCUGUAGUCGGAGUGCUGUUAUUUUCUGGUCUCCUCAGGAAAACAUGUCAGAUCUCCAGGAGAACAGACUGGGGACGGGGUGUGACUUACGAGCUGAAUUUUUUCUGCUGUUUUUUCCGAUCUGCGGUUUCCUGUCGUGUCAUUUUCAGCAACACUAAGAUCACGUUUGUUACUACGACGCUUCUGUUUGUGUAAUGCAUGAUUAAAACAAAAAGUAUUUUUUCUAGUCUUCCAACAAAAAGGAAAAUGAAAUUCUGAUCAAUUUGCUUUUUUUUUUGUUGUUGUCUUCUUUUGAUUUAUAAACUUUGAACAGGCGAUUUUAAAGACAGUACCACUUAGCAGAAUACAGCUGUUGAAAUGUAUAUAUAAUGUCUAUAAUAACUAUUAAAUUGGUGUACCUGU
Menidia menidia (Atlantic silverside) is the source of this 5978-nucleotide messenger RNA. The record is from the annotation of a GenBank genome assembly. NCBI's taxonomy places the organism in Eukaryota, Metazoa, Chordata, Actinopteri, Atheriniformes, Atherinopsidae.